UCAGUCAAUGCCACCAGGAACAGAGUCAAAUGAAGGCCCGGCCACGUCGCCCUGACAACUUCAAAUACUGUGGCUCUGUGUUUGUCCCAGGAGUAUAUAUAUGUGUAUGAUUCUCGAACACCCUGACAACAUCACCUCUCUCAAACCCUCUACGCCCCACACACUAAGAUCAUUCUCGAGCUUACAUUAACCGCAAUGGCCUUUGACUGGUAUCGUGAACGUUUAGCAGCUUACGCGAAUAAUAUUCCUCGUCAUUCCGAUUCGUCUGACACAGUAUGGAAGCACCUUUCAUACGGUGGUCUUUCGCGCGCCAUACGGGACUCAUCUUCUCUCAUAAACCCACGUGAGGUCAAGACCCUAACGCUGGCCGUUCGCUCGGACAUAGACAACCCAGAACUCCGCCCUCCUCUCAUUCUUAGUUUCCCCCGGAACUUUGCGGAAGUUAACUCGGUCGAACGAAUCAUCCUUGGCCACGUAGAUCUAUGUUGGCACCCCUUCCCCAACCGCACCCAGGCGACUCUGCGCGUACUCUGCAUUCAGAACUUGGUCGAGAGCUCUUCGGGAUUCAGCUCGGCGAUUCAAAUUCUCGACGUCUUGGGACUAUGCCCUUAUCUGGAAGAAGUUAUAUUGGCGAACAUCGGGCAGGUUCCGGAGGUUCAACUUCCAGUCAAACUCAAUCAUCUACAGAACCUCCGUGUUCUUAGCUCAGUCAGCAGCAUUCGCAACCUUUUGGCUAAUCUAGAGGUUCCACGAUCAGCCAGUGUCUAUCUCAAGACUUUCCUCGACAUGGACGAGAACUGGGUGAAAUGCUUGAGUCUUCCUCCAUCCCAUCGGUUUUUACCUCUGCUGGCCGUCACGAGUGUUGUUAUCACAUCGGGUGGCGAACGAGGCGGCUUCAUCGUGGAGGGCUUUAAAUCGUUUGCUCCGUGCCGAAUCAAUGAGUUGAGGGCCCCAGGAACUCACAUUACAAUUGAAGUCGGCUACAAGGACACUAAGGAUAUCUGGCUCGGUUCAUUGACGCCUACUGUCCGCGUGGGAACAAACAGUUUGACACAAGAAGCUAUUCUCCAAUUUGCCACUCCCAGGCGUAGCGAAAUCGCAGCAAAGGCCAUUGCCCAAGUACCUGCCGUCUUUGAAAGAUCUCAGCUACACCUUAUCGAGAUUAGGUGCGAAACGUCAAAUCCGCGCAUCACCGAGGCGGACUGGAAGCAUCUCUAUACGUCCUUCUCCUCUGUGCAGCAAUUCAAGAUCAGCAACAUCGCGGACACAAUCAAUGACUCCCGCACUAUGCAUUGGCACCUUUGGCUCUCGGUUCUUGUUCCUCAAGUCAUGUCAGGGGAGUUGGUAUAUCCGACACUUCGGGAACUCUAUCUAUACGGGAUCCACUGGGAUGAAGGCCCUAUAAACGCCUUGUAUCAUGCUCUCAAGACUCGUGCUGGAAUGCAUUCCAAAGUUCAUACCCUUCGCAUCGAUUUCCGAAAUGAGAAGGGAGCUGUCCCUCUGGAUUAUUGUCAAAAACUGAAGUGGGCGAAUGUUGUAGAUGUAUUCUACUUUCAUAAGAUGCAAGAUGCAUAUGGUACCGAACUUGGUCCCGGUUUCAAAGAUUUCUAAAUACAACUACUUUACGUUGCAUUUUUCGGACCUUUAUUUAGUCCUUCUAUCAUGUCUUCAUCUAUAGAAACCGAUAUUAUUCCUUUACGACC
Molecule: messenger RNA, 1703 nt
Organism: Somion occarium
Lineage: Eukaryota; Fungi; Basidiomycota; Agaricomycetes; Polyporales; Cerrenaceae
Source: the annotation of a GenBank genome assembly